This is a messenger RNA of Funneliformis caledonium, 1139 nucleotides long. NCBI's taxonomy places the organism in Eukaryota, Fungi, Glomeromycota, Glomeromycetes, Glomerales, Glomeraceae. The record is from the annotation of a GenBank genome assembly.
AAUCUCCACCAAAUACUGAUAACUGGAAUGGUAUAGAAGUUGCAUGGAAAACGAGAUUCUUAAGAAACAUAAAGGAUAUUAUUCCUGAAAAGGUAUUCAGUGAUCGGCUGGCUCAAGUGAUGGUGGUUGCGCUCUUGGUCAAUGAUCGGUUGACUUUGGAGUAUCUAGUGAAAUCAGAAACUUCGAAUAAGUCUUUAAUGUAUUAUUGGCAGAAUAUUGUCAACGAAAAAGAACAAAAAUCCGUAAUCAAUAAUCAUAUAUCUGGUAGUCUAAAAAUAUUGGACGCCACGGCUAAAUAUAAUGCAAAUACAAUUGUUUCGAAAGUUUCGAAUCCUCGAGAGAUAGAUACAGAUGCUUCAUUACCAAAUGAACGUUUAGAGUCCGAUGAACAUUUCAUGCCCGUCCGUGAACCAAAGCGGAAAAAGCAGAAUAAAAAAUCUAAGGAACAAGCUAAUUCCAAGAGGGACGAGGUCGAUGUUUUUUUCCAAAGUUCACAAACAGAAUGCAAUGAUGAUGACAACUCCAACUCUCGAAAGAUGCAUGUGUAUGAUUACGAAAAAUUUGAAAAAUCUUUCGCUAAAUUGGAUGAUUCCAACAAGUGGACACUCACAACCGGAACCGUUGUGGAAGACGCUCUUUAUAAGUUCGGCCUACGUUGUAAAUACGAACAUCUUGCUCAUUCGUUUGUCUUGGACCCUGACGACGAUACUUACCUGAAAGAAAAUGUUUUCACCGAAAGCGAAUUACGUGAAAUUCGCCAUUUUCAAGUCAAGGAAACGCCAUUGAUGCCUCUUGACUUGAUUAAAUAUCUAAAUAGCUUCAACCUUAAAACCACUUCAGAAAUUCGGAAACAAAUAUUUAGUCCUGAUAAAAUAGAUCAAGACUUCAAUAGGUCAAGGGAUUUUGAUAGAGACUGGAUUCGAAAUACAAUAUAUAAUUUAUUGCAAGAAUAUGAGUCGAAUACUUUAACGACGGAUCACCUAGAACUUUGGAUACUCGUUCAUGUUUGGAGUUUCACCGAUAAAGUUUUUAAUGAACUUGAGGAAGUGAAAGUGGUCAGAGGGGAGUCGUGUAGCCUGUCGUCAUCAGCACGAAAAAAUCGUGAAAGAACCGUGCCUGGAACAGCAGAUAUGAAAUGA